GUGACGCGCGGUGACGCGCGCGAGCUCGAGGCGCACGUUGGCUGUGGCGGAGGGAGCCACAUAAACAAAGGCACAUUGCGGGGACGGGGACACUCCGGCCGCCUCGCAGCGCCGGGCGACACGCUGCCGCCGCGCUCCCGCACAGCCCCGGCGUGUCCCGACGUCCCGCGUCCCGCCCCGCCGCCGCACGGCACUUGGAUGCCCGCACAGGACUCGGCUCUCCGCCAGCGCGCUGGGCAGGCUGGAGUCCGCCUCCGGGUGCUAAAACCGCGGAAAGUUUGCUCUCCGCUGACCUCCGACACUGUCCGCCUUCAGCUCCCCCGAAAACGCCUCUCCCUCGGCUGAAGCCAUGCCCUGUGUUCAGGCUCAGUAUGGGUCCUCGCCUCAAGGAGCCAGCCCGGCCUCCCAGAGCUACAGUUACCACUCUUCGGGAGAAUACAGCUCCGAUUUCUUAACUCCGGAGUUUGUCAAGUUUAGCAUGGACCUCACCAACACUGAAAUCACUGCCACCACUUCUCUCCCCAGCUUCAGUACCUUUAUGGACAACUACAACACAAGCUACGACGUGAAGCCACCUUGCUUGUACCAAAUGCCCCUGUCCGGACAGCAGUCCUCCAUUAAGGUGGAAGACAUUCAGAUGCACGGCUACCAGCAGCACAGCCACCUCCCCCCCCAGUCCGAGGAGAUGAUGUCCCACUCAGGCUCCGUGUACUACAAGCCCUCGUCGCCCCCGACCCCCUCCACGCCCGGCUUCCAGGUGCAGCACGGCCCCAUGUGGGACGACCCCGGCUCCCUGCACAACUUCCACCCCAACUACGUGGCCACCACGCACAUGAUCGAGCAGCGCAAAACGCCCGUCUCCCGCCUCUCCCUCUUCUCCUUCAAGCAGUCGCCCCCCGGCACCCCCGUCUCCAGCUGCCAGAUGCGCUUCGACGGGCCCCUCCACGUCCCCAUGAACCCCGAGCCGGCCGGGCCGCACCACGCCGUGGACGGGCAGGCCUUCGCCGUCCCCAACCCCAUCCGCAAGCAGCCGUCCAUGGCCUUCCCCGGGCUGCAGCUGGGCCACGCUCCCCAGCUGCUGGACAGCCAGGUGCCCUCGCCCCCGUCGCGGGGGUCCCCGUCCAACGAGGGGCUCUGCGCCGUCUGCGGGGACAACGCCGCUUGCCAGCACUACGGCGUCCGCACCUGCGAGGGCUGCAAGGGCUUCUUCAAGCGCACGGUGCAGAAAAACGCCAAGUACGUGUGUCUGGCCAACAAGAACUGCCCGGUGGACAAGCGCCGCCGCAACCGCUGCCAGUACUGCCGCUUCCAGAAGUGCCUGGCCGUCGGCAUGGUCAAGGAGGUGGUGCGCACAGACAGCCUCAAAGGCCGGAGGGGUCGCUUGCCAUCCAAACCGAAGAGCCCCCAGGAGCCCUCUCCCCCCUCUCCCCCGGUGAGUCUGAUCAGUGCGCUGGUGAGAGCCCAUGUCGACUCCAACCCGGCUAUGACCAGCCUGGACUAUUCCAGGUUCCAGGCUAACCCCGACUACCAGAUGAGCGGAGACGACACUCAGCACAUCCAGCAGUUCUAUGAUCUCCUGACCGGCUCCAUGGAGAUCAUCCGAGGAUGGGCAGAAAAAAUCCCCGGCUUCACUGAUCUGCCUAAAACGGACCAGGACCUGCUCUUCGAAUCCGCCUUCCUGGAGCUGUUCGUGCUGCGGCUGGCGUACAGGUCAAAUCCAGUGGAGGGCAAGCUUAUCUUCUGCAACGGGGUGGUCUUGCACCGGCUGCAGUGCGUCCGCGGCUUUGGGGAGUGGAUUGAUUCCAUUGUGGAAUUUUCCUCCAACUUGCAAAAUAUGAACAUCGACAUCUCGGCCUUCUCUUGCAUCGCUGCCCUGGCCAUGGUGACAGAGAGGCACGGGCUGAAAGAACCCAAGAGGGUGGAAGAACUUCAAAACAAGAUUGUAAAUUGUCUCAAAGACCAUGUGACUUUUAAUAAUGGGGGGCUCAACCGCCCCAACUAUUUGUCCAAACUCUUGGGGAAGCUCCCGGAACUGCGCACGCUUUGCACGCAGGGGCUGCAACGCAUUUUCUACCUGAAACUGGAAGAUUUGGUGCCACCGCCAGCAAUAAUCGACAAACUUUUCCUGGACACUUUGCCUUUUUAAGACUCUUCUCCCGUGCUCUCCCACUGGACUGAAGAGAAACUUCGCUUCUCGGAAGGGGGACUCGGCUGGGCCCAGGGCAGCACCCCUGGGUGCCAGUUCCCACCCAAACAGUGUUGGUAACUCCUGCGGGCAGAACGGCAAGGGGCAUUUUGGCUCUGGGGCAUCAUGGAUGCACAUCAUGGACUACACAAAUACCAUGGUAUAAACUUUUUAUUAUCAGCUUAUAAAUGAAUUUAUUAUUAAGGACUUCUGAUUUAAAAGAUCUGGCAACGCCGGGUGCGCAGCUAAGACUCUUAUGGUGGCAAGCAAAGUGUUAAGGUGACCCACAAGUCUCGCUCUCCUAAAGACUAAAGUUUUCUGCUGUAAAAGAAAGCUGUAAUAUAUACAAAACGUAAAUGUUGCGUGGGUGGCAUGUCAUUGAAGAAGGCAAAGGCUUGUAAAUUUAUCAGAUGCAGUUUGGCUUUUUAAAAAUUAUUCUGUGCCUAUUUAUGAAGAAAUACGGAAAACAAUUAUAAAAAAAAUAUUAAAAAUAAAAGCUAAACAUGUUUUAAAAAAAAAAAAAAAAAAAAAAAAGAAUAAAAAAAUAAA
Columba livia (rock pigeon) is the source of this 2734-nucleotide messenger RNA. RefSeq names its product nuclear receptor subfamily 4 group A member 2 (gene NR4A2). The transcript has 8 exons. Gene Ontology annotation, cellular component: nucleus; transcription regulator complex. The coding region runs from base 350 to 2146 and encodes 598 amino acids. Lineage: Eukaryota; Metazoa; Chordata; Aves; Columbiformes; Columbidae. Gene Ontology annotation, biological process: regulation of transcription by RNA polymerase II; central nervous system neuron differentiation; cellular response to corticotropin-releasing hormone stimulus. Gene Ontology annotation, molecular function: nuclear receptor activity; nuclear glucocorticoid receptor binding; zinc ion binding. The record is from RefSeq and is a predicted model, not a curated record.